This is a messenger RNA of Stylophora pistillata, 1528 nucleotides long. RefSeq names its product nucleolar protein 58. The record is from RefSeq and is a predicted model, not a curated record. Lineage: Eukaryota; Metazoa; Cnidaria; Anthozoa; Scleractinia; Pocilloporidae. Gene Ontology annotation, molecular function: snoRNA binding. Gene Ontology annotation, cellular component: box C/D methylation guide snoRNP complex; small-subunit processome.
UCGAUGUUCUUUCCACGUGCGGCUUUUCCAUUACUGUAAUUUUAUGUUUUGUAUCGGUGUUCGGAAAGGAAUCGUAUUGUUUUAGCCAUGUUAGUCCUUUUCGAAACGUCGGCAGGCUAUGCGAUCUUUAAGCUCCUCGAUGAGAAGAAAUUGCACAAGAUCGAUAACCUGUAUAAGGAUUUUGAAACGCCAGAUGCCGCCAGCAAAGUGGUUAAAUUAAAGCAUUUUGAAAAGUUCAAUGAUACAACUGAAGCCUUAGCAGGAGAAGCUUAGUUUGAAUUGUGUCUCCAGCUCAGCAGUUCAAGAACUCAUGAGAGGAAUAAGGCUACAGCUUGAAAGCCUUAUCACAGGUCUUCCUAACAAAGAAAUGAGUGCUAUGGCCUUAGGAUUAGCCCACAGCUUGUCACGUUAUAAGCUCAAGUUCAGUCCAGACAAAAUAGACACCAUGAUUGUCCAAGCAAUAUCUUUACUGGAUGACCUGGAUAAGGAACUCAACAACUAUGUGAUGCGUUGCCGUGAGUGGUAUGGCUGGCAUUUUCCUGAAAUGGGCAAGAUUGUCACUGACAACCUAGCGUUUGCAAAGACUGUCAAAACCAUGGGCACUCGUUUAAAUGCUGAUAAAACUGAUUUGUCUGAGAUUCUGCCUGAGGAAGUUGAGGAGGAGGUCAAAGCUGCUGCAGAGAUUUCCAUGGGAACUGAGAUCUCUGAGGAAGACAUGAAUAACAUCAUUUACCUCUGUGAUCAGAUCAUUGAAAUGACCGACUACCGCGCUCAGCUGUAUGAUUACCUCAAGAAUCGAAUGACAGCCAUUGCUCCAAACCUGACUGUGCUUGUUGGAGAACUUGUUGGUGCCAGACUUAUAGCCCAUGCAGGGUCACUCUUAAAUUUAGCUAAGCAUCCAUCGUCAACAGUUCAGAUCUUGGGUGCUGAAAAGGCUUUGUUCAGAGCACUCAAAACAAAACGUGAUACUCCCAAAUACGGUCUGAUCUUCCAUGCAUCGCUUGUGGGUCAAACAAAUCCAAAACACAAAGGAAAGAUUUCUAGAAUGCUGGCUGCUAAAGUGUCCCUUGCAGCGCGAGUCGAUGCCUUGGGGGAAGACAGUGGAACGGCCAUGGGUGUUGAAAAUAGAGCAAAGCUUGAAAUGAGGUUGAAGGCGCUCGAAGAAAAUCAGUUGAGAAGAAUCAGUGGUACUGGCAAGGCUAAAGCAAGAGUAGACAAAUACGAAAACAAAAGAAGCACGAGCAAACUGUCGCAUCCAGCGAGGUCAGCACAAAAGGCCAACGACGGGGAGACGCCGGCCAAAAAGUCAAAGAAAGAAAAGAAGAAAAAGAAGAAGAAGAGUGAAGAAUCGAAAGAUGAAGACGAUGACGAACAACUAGAGACCUCCGCGGCUGUGACCCCAAAGAGCGAAGAAAAAAAGAAAAAGAAAAAGAAGAAGGUAAAAAAGGAACAAGACUCAGAUUAACAUAAUUAUGAUCUGAUUUAAUUCACUUUGUACAUGUUUUACAGUAAAUUGUUCUCCGAUGCC